AUGCAAAGCAAAAAAAAUGAAAAUGAAUGGAUUAAUUGGAUUGAAGAAGCAAUUUCUAAAGGGUAUUAUAAAUUUUAUGACUAUAAACAUUUUAGUAACGUUCAAAAAAUUGGAACUGGAGGAUUCGGAAAAGUUUAUCGUGCAAGCUGGAAAAAUUCCGAACAAUAUUUAGCGUUAAAGUCUUUUUUUAAUAUUGACAACGUCACUGCAAAAGCAAUCGUUCAUGAGCUUAAGCUACAACGUGAUAUACAAUUUCAUAAUAACAUUAUUAAAUUUCACGGAGUUGCACAAUUUGACCCAGAAAAUCAAAAUUCUCAAUCAAGAAAUUAUUUAUUAGUAAUGGAGUAUGCUAAUUCGGGUACUCUUAAAGAUUAUUUGAAGGAAAACUUCAAUAAUCUUAAUUGGAACGAUAAAUAUAAUUUUGCGUAUCAAUUAGCUUGUGCUGUGUCAUGUUUACAUAAUGAAGGAAUCGUGCAUCGUGAUUUGCACUCUAGUAACGUAUUGGUUCAUCAGAGUACUAUCAAAUUAUCUGAUUUUGGGCUGUCAAAGAGAAUUGAAUCGUCAUCAUUCAACACACGAUCGAAAUUUUUUGGAAUAAUUCCUUACGUUGAUCCAAAAAGACUUAAUGGACGAAGAAAGAACAAAAAUUCAACACAAGAUGAUGAAAAAAGCGAUAUCUAUAGCAUUGGCGUUUUAUUCUGGGAGAUAUCUAGUGGUAAACCUCCCUUUUAUACCGAAGGUGAGCAAUAUGAUUUCGAAUUGGCUUUAGAAAUUACACAAGGCCUUAGAGAAAAACCCUUUCCUAAUACACCUGAGGAAUAUAUUAAAAUUUAUACCGAAUGUUGGAAUGGCGAACCAGAUAAUCGUCCAACCAUGAUUCAAGUAUUAGAAAGUUUAAAAGCAAUUAUGACAGAAAUAAACGUAAUAACAAAUGAUUGUCGACCGGAAUUACACCUUCAAUUGGCAUCAACAGAUGAUCAAAAUUUUCCAACUAAUAUUAUUAAUUCUUCAGAUACUGAUAAUUCAUUACAUGGGGAAAUGUCUCAAAUUAUUGAAAAUUUUGAUAAAAUGAAUACAAAGGAAAUAGCACCUACAACAUUAACAAAUGAAAUUGUUCACGAUACAGUGAAUUAUAUUUUCAAAAUAAUUAAUGAAGGAAAUGAAUCUACAUUAAUCAAAAAUAUUCAAACUAUUACUUAUUAUUUUAUUCGUAAUAGUAUAAAUUCACGUGAAAUUUAUAAUUGGUUAUUAAUUAAUCAAAAUAAUUCAGAUUCUAUAUUCUUGCUUGGAUAUUUUAAUUAUUUAGGAAUUGAAGCAAGUGUAAACAAUAAGACCGCAUUUGAUUUAUUCAUCAAUGCAUCAGAGCAAUGUCAUGCGUUAGCACAAUUUUAUGUUGGAUUAUGUUAUCAAUCUGGUCAUGGAACUGUGAAAGAUGAAACAUUAGCUUUUGUGCAUUUUGAAGAAAUAGCCAAUAAAGGUUAUGCAUCAGGAUUAUACAAAAUUGGUUAUUUCUAUGAAGAAGGUAUUGCAACCAGUGUUAAUAUGCAAAAAGCUUCUGAAUUAUAUCAACAAGCGGCCAAUUUAGGAAAUUGUAUGGCACAAUAUAAUCUUGCUUAUAUGUAUCAACACGGAAAAGGUAUUGAUAAAGAUCAUAUCAAAGCCAUUGAAUUAUAUCAAAAGGCAGCAAAUUCGGGAGAUUGUGAUGCUCAAUAUAACCUUGCUAAUAUAUAUUAUUAUGGAGAGGGUGUUGAUAAAGAUCAUGAAAAAGCUUUUGAAUUAUAUAAUAAGGCUGCAGAAUCAGGAAAUAGUUUUGCUCAAUAUAAUCUUGCAAUUAUGUAUGAAUUUGGAAUAGGAAUUAAAAAGAAUGUAAAUCAAGCCAUUGAUUGGUACGAGAAAUCUACUGAACUAGGAUAUCCCCGUGCCAAAUUUAGAUUAGAAGAAUUAAGAAAUCGAGAUUUUUUUAUUUGA
Molecule: messenger RNA, 1968 nt
Organism: Rhizophagus irregularis DAOM 181602=DAOM 197198
Lineage: Eukaryota; Fungi; Glomeromycota; Glomeromycetes; Glomerales; Glomeraceae
Biological process (GO): protein phosphorylation
Molecular function (GO): ATP binding; protein binding; protein kinase activity
Source: RefSeq, a predicted model, not a curated record